Striga asiatica is the source of this 1940-nucleotide messenger RNA. NCBI's taxonomy places the organism in Eukaryota, Viridiplantae, Streptophyta, Magnoliopsida, Lamiales, Orobanchaceae. The record is from the annotation of a GenBank genome assembly.
CAAGUACCUUAUAAAUAAAUGACAUUAUAUCCUUUCUUUAGCCACCAAAUACAUAUACAUAUAUACAUCCAAAAAUUUUAUUUAGCUAAAAUAUAUCUUCAUGGAGCACUCCUUUCUAUCAUCCCAAGCCUCUAGAGCUACAUUUGAGGACAUGACAUACUUUGAUCUGGACAUGAAAAAUUCAAGACUCGAGCAAGUAAGAAGUGUGCUUGCCAAAUUCGAACAAAAUUCAUUUGAGAGCUUAGUUCUUGUGGAUAUCAUCCAACGGCUUGGCCUCGAUUAUCUGUUCCAAGAUGAGAUCGGAGCCAUUCUUGACAUGCACCACAUUUUGGCCACUAAAAGCACAUUUCUCAAGCACGAGCUUUACCAAGCUUCCCUUUGUUUUCGCCUGUUGAGGCAACAAGGAUACCAAGUUAAUGCAGAUGACUUUUUCGGAAAAUUUAAGGAUGAGAAUGGCAGAUUCUGUUUCGAGGAUAUUGGUCAGAAUACGGACACAAUAAAAGCCGCGCUUGCUUUGCACGAAGCUUCACACGUACACGUAAACGGAGAAGAAAUUCUACACGAGGCAGCAAAAUGCAGCUCUCAGUAUCUGAGUCAUAAGCUGAUUAACCUCAAAAGCUUCGACCAAGACCACGCUAAAAUGGCGAAGCAUUCUUUACUCUAUCCACAACACAAGUCGAUGACUCAAUUCAUGUCCAUGGAUUUUCUUCGAAGCCUCAAAGGUCAAUACGGUUGGGAAUCUUCGCUGAAAGAACUAGCAGAAUUAGAGUACACGAGCCUUGAGUCGUUGCACAAGGAUGAACUCGUUCGAGUUGUCAAGUGGUGGGAAAAUUUGGGCCUGAGUAGCCAGCUAAAAUCGUUAAGAAACGAGCCCAUAAAAUGGCACUUGUGGUCGAUAGUUACGCUUUGGGAUCCAAAGUGGUCCAAACAGAGGAUUUUGCUGACGAAGCCUAUCUCCCUCGUUUUUGCUGUCGAUGACAUUUUCGACCUUUACGGCACAUUAGAAGAACUUACUCUCUUCACAGAUGCUGUAAACAAAUGGGAAAUUCGUGCAGCUGAAAAGCUACCGGCUUACAUGAAGACAUGCUUCAUGGCGAUUUACGACACCACGAAUGAAAUUAGUCGAGUGGUUUUUCAAGAGCAUGAAGCAGAGUGGUUUUCGUCUGGAAAAUUGCCAAAGUCCAAAGAGUAUCUGAAGAAUGGAGUUAUUAGCUCAGGGGUAGUAAUGGUCCUUGCACAUCUUUUUUUCCUCAUGGGAAAUCGGUUAACAAAAAAAACAGAAAGUCUACUCAACGAUGAAUCUCAAGGGAUUACUUAUUCGGUUGCUAAUUUACUUAGGCUUCUCGAUGAUUUGAGAACUGCUCAGGACGAGCAACAAGAAGGUUAUGAUGGAUCUUACUUAGAGUGCUACAUGGAAGAACACGACCACUCAUUAGAGUCCGCACGUGAGCAUGUUAUGGCAAUGGUUUCAUGCACGUGGGAAAAUCUCAACAAGAAAUCCCUUUGUUCAAUCAGUCCAUUUUCUCUCUCUUUCAGAAAAGCCUGUUUAAAUGCGGCACGGAUGGUCCCGAUGGUGUAUGCUCACGACAAAAAUCUUCGGAUUCCGGUUGUUGAGCACCUCAUUAAAGCUUUGCUACGCGAGACCACUUUCAUGUAGUCAAUAUAUGUAGCCGGAAAGCCGAAGGCAUGAGUUUGAACUCUUGAUAUUCGAGCCUUUCACGAGCUUAAUUAUAUGCUAAUUUUUUUUUUGUUAAUUAUUAUGUAAAAGCCUUCUAUAUCGAGCUUUAUAGGAGCUCGUGCUAUUGCGAGUCGAGUCGAACCAAGAAUGGUUAUUUCAUUUGACAUUCAACGUACGGUUGUAUAUAGAAUAUUAGUAUCUCGUCUCUAAUAAUAUCAGUGAUUUUUCUGUUUUGGCAGUGAUCACUUUUGUUAUAUUCCAA